CCAUCCUCAGCCGUCAACCAGCUAUGCCAGCGUAUCUGAAGUUUCCGAAAACACAGAAAAAAAUGAACCUUUCAAAGGAUUUAUAUCGAAUUUGAUGUUUACAGGCAUCCCAAACCCUGGAGAAUACGAUGCUAAAAUCUCCCAGAUUGGAGGAAGAGGCCUUGGACAUUGUGAAGGUGAAGCUUCCCCUGGAGAUAAAGCAAGAGAAUGAUGGGGAGGCCAAAUCAUUAGAAUAUGAUAGAUAUGGACCAACUCAUAAGGAGAAGACCUUCCAGGUGGGAAGAUCUGAAGAAAUAGACAUUUGCAAGAGUCCAUUGGAAGGAGUCAAAAGUUCAUUUUUCCGGGACUCCAGGAUAACUCCACAGGGAUCACAAAGGCACUCGGGAACGAAAGCCACUGAAGCUUUCCUGCCUGAAGUAAGUGAUCAAAAUUUAAAUGAAGCCAAUUUUCAGUGUGGCAAAAAGUCCAGAAUUAAGAGGAGCCAGAGAUGGUGUCCAACCAUCAGUGUUCCAGAUGCUCCACAUGUGCAAGCAAAGGAUAAACUGCAUAAAUAUGAGAAAAGUAACAGCAAACCCUCCAUUGUUCAACAGGGGAGCACUCUGUCAGCAAGAAAAAAGUAUCUUUGCUCAGAGUGCGGGAAAAGUUUUGAUUGGAAAACAAACCUCGUGAAGCACAAGAGAAUCCACACAGGAGAGAAGCCGUAUAAAUGUUCCAAAUGCAGCAAAUGCUUUAAUGCAAAAUCCACUGUGAUUAAACAUGAGAGGUCCCACACAGGAGAAAAGCCGUAUGAAUGCACCGAGUGUGGAAAAGCUUUUGGGGAAAAGGGGAUUCUGGUCAAGCACCUGAGGAUCCACACUGGAGAAAAGCCACAUAAAUGCUCCGACUGCGGCAAAAGCUUCAUUGGACGAGAUGCCCUCAUCAAACAUGAGAGGACCCAUACAGGAGAGAAGCCAUAUGAAUGCUCCGAGUGUGGGAAAAGCUUUCGGAUCAGCUGCCACCUCAAACUCCAUAAAAGGACACACACAGGUGAGAAACCACACAAGUGUUUGGACUGUGGCAAAAGCUUCAGUGAGAGAGCGUCGCUGGUGAAACACGAGAGGACGCAUACGGGUGAAAAGCCUUAUGAGUGCCCCGAAUGUGGGAAAAGCUUUCGGACCAGUUCCCAGUUGAAAACACACAAAAGGACGCACACGGGUGAGAAGCCGUAUCAGUGCUUAGACUGUGGGCAGAGCUUCAGUCAGAGGUCACGGCUCGUGAUCCACGCAAGGUCCCACACAGGAGAGAGGCCCUACGGGUGUCCUGAGUGUGGAAAGAGCUUUGUUUCUAGCUCACAUCUCAGGAAGCAUACUAUAGUGCACACGGGCGAGAAGCCCCAUACGUGCUCCUACUGUGGGAAAAACUUCCGUAAGAAAUCCAACUUGGUGGUCCACGAGCGGAUUCAUACCAGGGAGAAAGCAUACGGAUGCUCAAUGUGUGAAAAAAGAUUCUUUAGUUCUUCCAUGUUUCAUAAACACAUGAAAAUCCAUCCAGGAGGGACAUCCUAGAGGGCAGGGUUAGUAUUAAGGUCUAACAUACAGCCUCAGAGAUUGUGGAAAACAUCCAGGGAAGAUACUAUUAUUGGAGUGAAACAGCAGGCAACUGUGAUAGAUUGCAGAGGAGAUCAAGGUUAUCAGGAAGUAGGGGGUGCAUUCCAGGAAGGGAAAGGGGACAAAAGGCAACACAGUCCACAGGAGCAGCGUGAGAAGAGUAAGAGAUUCAGGAUAGCCACUCCCUAGAAUCUCCCAGUGUAUAUCCACUGGUUGCAAUAGUACAGAUGUAGUCUGGCAAGAUUCUGUCUGUAAGGUGUAAGCAAAUAAAGGAACUGAACUCA
This is a messenger RNA of Python bivittatus (Burmese python), 1870 nucleotides long. The record is from RefSeq and is a predicted model, not a curated record. NCBI's taxonomy places the organism in Eukaryota, Metazoa, Chordata, Lepidosauria, Squamata, Pythonidae.